AUGAUGGCUAUACCAAGUAACAAUAAUUUGCGUCCUAAGGAUGAAUUGAUCAAUGACGAGAACGAGAGACCUCCUAUUACCACACAAGAACCUUUGCUUAAUGGUGCUCAAGUCGAGAUAAGGACUGAAAAUCCCGAAUCUAAAAAGGUGGCACCUCGAUCAUCGGAACUAUUCAGAGUCGGACCCCAAUUUAGUCAACCAGAAGUUCACGAGAAGGUUUUCAAUCUUCUGACGGGAGAAGAGGUGAAAUUGAACUUAUACGCUCGAAUUGAUAGAGGGUUCGAAUUAACUGAGGAUAAUAUUUGGCUCAGUUACAAAAGAAACUACAUUACCUUAGUUACCUCAUUCGAUAUUGAUGGAUACGAUUUGAAUGAUUUUAUUGGCACUAAGUUUUACCUUAAUGGGAAAUCGACGCCAAAGGAUGAACUGACAAUCACAGACUUACCUCCUUCCAAGAGAAGAAAGUUCUUGAGAGAAAAUAGACCAGAAGGUGAAUUGGAUGAAGAUGAAGUUGAAGUUAGAGGAUCACCUGUGGAGAUAAGCUAUUUUGCUAUAAGGUUGGUGGCAAGGUGUAGUAACGAUGAUGUGAGUAUUACUUUGGUUCAACACACAUCCAAAAGGGAUAAAGGACCACAAUAUCCUCCACCAAUUUUACCAUCGAUACCUGGAUCGUUACCCACUCAUGAAAUUAUUAAAGCUUCAACUAACAAAAGAAGUGGAUCCAAGGUGAGUACUUUCAAUAAAAUGUUCAUGUUUGACAGAAAUGAAUACUACACAUCUUGUAAUAUAGAUUCAGCCAAUGACAAGUCAAUUUUGAAAAAUUAUCCAUCAGAAUCAAUCGCUAGGGUUGCUAGGUUCGAAAGAAUUCAGUUUGGUACUUCCAUCAGAAAUGCUUCCACAGGUAAGAGAUUUUAUAAUUUAUGUGUUGAGCUUUUAGGAGUAGUUGAGGAUGGGGCCUCGAUUCAACCCAUACUAUUAGCGUCCAUCGCUAGUCCAGACCUAGUAGUUAGAGGCAGAUCCCCCGGUAAUUAUAAAAAAAAAAGAUAA
Yamadazyma jaroonii is the source of this 1047-nucleotide messenger RNA. The record is from the annotation of a GenBank genome assembly. Lineage: Eukaryota; Fungi; Ascomycota; Pichiomycetes; Serinales; Debaryomycetaceae.